AUGACCAACUCCGCCCAAUCGACCUACUUUUCCUUCCCUUCCUACGAGAGUCACUUCAUCAGUGAAGACGAAGAGGCACCCGCUCCAGUCACACAAGCACUCUCGCAAAAAGCACUUGAGCCCCUGAUCGAUUGUUCCGCUGAAGCCUACCCAAUCAUCCAGCGCGAUUCUCACCUGGAAGCCGAAGUCGAACUGAUCCUUUACCUGAACGCCCCAAGAAAGCCGGCCUCGUUGUACUCGGAAUCCUCAUCCUCAAACAGCUCCAUCCUCUCUUCUUCUUCUUCCUUGAUCAGAUCCAUCAGGAGCUUGUGGCGGUUCAGUUAA
Molecule: messenger RNA, 324 nt
Organism: Puccinia graminis f. sp. tritici CRL 75-36-700-3
Lineage: Eukaryota; Fungi; Basidiomycota; Pucciniomycetes; Pucciniales; Pucciniaceae
Exons: 1
Coding region: 1-324 (107 amino acids)
Source: RefSeq, a predicted model, not a curated record